This is a messenger RNA of Magnolia sinica, 2486 nucleotides long. RefSeq names its product protein phosphatase 2C 53-like. Gene Ontology annotation, molecular function: cation binding; protein serine/threonine phosphatase activity. The coding region runs from base 553 to 2247 and encodes 564 amino acids. The record is from RefSeq and is a predicted model, not a curated record. Gene Ontology annotation, biological process: protein dephosphorylation. The transcript has 5 exons. Lineage: Eukaryota; Viridiplantae; Streptophyta; Magnoliopsida; Magnoliales; Magnoliaceae.
UGUACUGAUUUUUUCCAUGCUUUUCCUUUGUUGAGAGAGAGAGAGAGAUGAUUGAAUGAAUGGUUGAGAUGGGUUCCCUGAGAGAGAGUGAGAGAGCUGAUUGAAUGAAUGGUUGAGAUGGGUUCCCUCAGAUCCAGGGAACCUAGAUGUAAAAGCAGCUUCUCCAUCCUUUUUGGCCUUCUACACCCUCUCUACCUUGAGUAAAGAGUAGUAGAAGAGUCUAGUAGAAGGCGGUCAGAUAUGCUGUUCCAGAGAGAUCUAGUGUUGAAAUUCCCAUAAAUGGAAGUUCCGAUCCGUUAUUUCUUUACCAGAUCUGCCCACCCUUUUUGUCGUUUUUUAUUAUAUUGACUGGGACUGAAGGAUCGUCUUGUUUGGUGCUGACGGUGGUCUGAUGACGGCACGGGUUUGAAUUUGUUGGUUGUGGAGAUGGGUCUCACGGUUCGCGUCGGGAGAUUGUUCUGGAUGGGCGGUGAAGAAGGUAUGGCAGGCAGAGAUGUAGAAGUGUUAAGAAAAUGAUAGGGUGUAUGAAUUUGGAGGAAGUGUGGGGAAUUGAUGGAGGAGAUGGCUCCGGCAGUUGCGGUGCCACUUAGGAUAGGUAAUUCGGUCCGCGACGGCACGGUGCGCAUGGAGAUCACACGCCUCAAGCUGAUUACGGACACAGCUGGCUUGUUGUCUGACCCUGUAAGUGAGGUGCCUGGGCCUGCUGUCGAUGGAGAUGAAGAAUGCGGGUGCAAUGAUGUUAUGACUGCCCCAGCGGCAGUGGAGGGCAACGAUCUCUUUACAAUGUUGCCUGCAAGCGGUUGUGUCGGUGCUAGUAGUAAUAGUAGUAGUGUUGUUAUUCCGGAUAGUGAGGAAGAUGAUUCGUUGUGGUUGAUAGGGACUGAACAGAUACUUGACAGCUCAUGUUCCCUUUCUGUGGCCAGUGAUACCAGUAGCAUUGCUGCUGCUGAAGACUUAUGGGGUUUGGAGGGUGCUUUGGAAAUAAGCAUGCCAACGUCUGCGGACAUCGAGAAGAGCAUCAGCAAUGUCCAGAUUAUUCCAGCCGCCACUCUGGGAGAACCGAGUGUAAAUGCUCAGCUGGAACCCACAAAUGAUCUUGUGAUUAGGCCGCUGCUGAUUAGCCAUGUGGCAGCGGAAACAGCCAUUGAAGGUGGUGAUUGUGAUCCGAAAGCGUCCUCGGUCAUUCCGCUUAUUGCUCGAGAUAAAAGGAUAUGCGGAGCGAUGGGGAGUCUAGGUGUUUUUGAAUUGGAUUGCAUACCCCUUUGGGGAUGGGUCUCUAUUUGCGGGAGGAGACCGGAGAUGGAAGAUGCUGUUGCAGCUGUGCCUCGGUUUUCAAAGAUUCCCAAAUGGUUGCUGGUCGGUGAUCGUAUGGUGGAUGGCAUGGAUCAAAGCUUGAGUCUGUCGACUGCUCAUUUCUAUGGAGUCUAUGAUGGCCAUGGUGGUGCCCAGGUUGCUAACUACUGUCGGGAACGUGUCCAUUCUGCAUUGGUUGAGGAGAUUGAAAACUUAAAAUAUGUUCCGGAAGGGAACGAUGGGGCUGAUCGGCAUGUGCAGUGGGAGAAAGCCUUCACCAGUUGCUUCCUGAAAGUCGAUGCUGAGGUUGGAGGGAGAGCUGGGAGGGGCAAUCUUGGGAGCAAUGGUGACACGCCUGAGGACAGCUUGGAACCCGUUGCUCCAGAAACUGUUGGAUCUACGGCCGUGGUUGCCGUUGUUUGCUCCUCGCAUAUCAUUGUUUCAAACUGUGGGGAUUCGAGAGCUGUCUUGUGUCGGGGCAAAGGACCUCUGCCACUGUCCGUGGAUCAUAAACCAAACAGAGAAGAUGAAUAUGCAAGGAUUGAAGCUGCCGGGGGCAAGGUUAUACAAUGGAAUGGGCACCGUGUGUUUGGUGUGCUUGCAAUGUCCAGGUCAAUUGGUGACAGAUAUUUGAAACCUUGGAUUAUUCCGGAUCCAGAAGUCAUGUUCAUUUCUCGAAUGAAAGAAGACGAGUGCCUUAUUCUAGCAAGCGACGGGCUAUGGGAUGUCAUGACAAAUGAGGAGGUUUGCGAUGUGGCCCGCAGGAGGAUCCUGCUCUGGCACAAGAAGAAUGGCGUUGUGCCUCCCACUGAAAGGGGCGAAGGAGUUGAUCCCGCAGCUCAAGCUGCGGCCGAGUUCCUCUCAAAGCUCGCCCUACAAAAGGGAAGCAAGGACAACAUCACGGUUGUUGUAGUGGACUUGAAAGCACAACGGAAGUUCAAGAGCAAAACGUGAUGGUAAGUCCCUCCCGUUGUUUUAGUUUAUCAAUUGAAAACUGUGCAAUAUAAAACUGCAUUCCUUCCAUAUUUUACUCCAUUAAUACAUAGGUCCGCCCAUAUGUUUUUUCUCAUUUGGGCUUUAAUAUAUGUACGAGAAAUGAUAUUCUCUAUGUACUAUAGAAUUCGUACCUUAGUGGAAGGCAUAUUGUUUAAUGAUGUGCAACAUCCUUAUAACCAUGUAAGUUCUUUGUGUUA